Lepus europaeus (European hare) is the source of this 333-nucleotide messenger RNA. Its product is annotated as p53 and DNA damage-regulated protein 1-like. The record is from RefSeq and is a predicted model, not a curated record. The transcript has a single exon. NCBI's taxonomy places the organism in Eukaryota, Metazoa, Chordata, Mammalia, Lagomorpha, Leporidae. The coding region runs from base 1 to 333 and encodes 110 amino acids.
AUGCUGUCCCCUGGGCAGCGUGUGGAACUGGACACCAAAAGGAAUCAGAACCAAGAUGACCUGAGGGCCCUGCAGAAGGAUCGCAGCCUCUCUGAAGAUGUGACGGUUUGCUUCAAGAGCAUGUUUAUCAAGAUGCUGCACCCUCAGACCAAAGGAAUGAUUGGUAAAGAUCAGGAUCAUCUGGAUAAAGAAAUAGACAAACUGGGAAAACAAUUUAAAGUGGAGAUCAGCCGCCUCUUUGGAGCCAAAAGCAAACCAGAGCUGAAGGGCUAUAACCUGAACCUCCUCAAUCAGGAUGAGCUUAAGGCUCUCAAGGUCAUCCUGAAAGGAUAA